Messenger RNA from Anguilla anguilla (European eel), 2729 nucleotides. It is a transcript of the gene galnt9, whose product is annotated as polypeptide N-acetylgalactosaminyltransferase 9. The coding region runs from base 821 to 2635 and encodes 604 amino acids. The record is from RefSeq and is a predicted model, not a curated record. The transcript has 11 exons. Gene Ontology annotation, cellular component: Golgi apparatus. NCBI's taxonomy places the organism in Eukaryota, Metazoa, Chordata, Actinopteri, Anguilliformes, Anguillidae.
GAGAGGGAGAGGGUGGGACGAAGAGAGAGCUUGCAAAAGAGAGAGGUUUGCUAGCUCACCGCACAGAAAGCAGCGAGCAUCAGCGACGUUUGACAGCAUCCAAGAAGAACGCAAAUUCAACUUUCACCUGGCAAAUAUCGAUAUCUGCUCUGAAUUUUUAUUUUAAUAGUCCCUGAUGCAAAAUGUAGGAGAUAGCGGGGGAAAAACGUUACAUAUCUGAAUCGAUAUCAGGACGAGUCGUGUGACCACAACGUCUUUGAGAGAGGAAAUGUCAAAGCCCUGCGCGAGGAUAUUUUUGGUACAAAUUCGGAGAUUCUAAAUCGUUUUUCUGUGGACUGACGUCGCGCGAGUGAAAUGAAACUCGUUUUAUGAACGCACAAAGAAACGAGCACUGUUUUGAUUCGCAUAGAUCCGUGGCGAUUGCAGGCUGAGCAGAAUUCUCACUGCUUUAUUUCACCGGGACUACAGAGAAAGCUUUAUGAUUUCUGCAAAACCGCAGGCAAAGCCGUACAGUAUAUAUACUAAUUUGGCUCUGCACUGUGGCAAGAAGAAAUGCAAGCUUUCGUUUAGCAUCCUCCACAACCUUGAACUUCUCCGCUAGAUUCAGUUUUGCCAUAGUCUGGGAAACUCGAUACGUGGAAACGUUAGUCAGCCUCCAAGGCGCGUGCGACGCACAUAUCCGUGGUGCUGAAAGGAUAGCUCACGUUGUUUCUGAACAACAGAAAGGUGUCUGUUUUUCCGGAGCGGAACUAACAUCAUUACUAAUGGUUUGGUGACCUUUUCUUUAUAUGGCUUGAUGGCUCCAAUCUGAGUGCCUUUCAUGGCUGUGGCACGCAAAAUUAAAACUUUGCUGACUGUUAACAUUUUGGUUUUUGUCGGGAUUAUAUUGUUCUCGGUCUACUGCAGAAUUCAGGAUCGCUCCGAAGAGCUGGUUCAGAUCGGAAGGACCUCCGAUCAAAGAAUCCGAAGUAGGAAUGGUAAAGUUACCAACUUGGUGGACAGGCAGUCCAUUCUUCAACGGCUGGAACACCUUGAAGACGUAGUCUACAAUCAAUUAAACGGUCUGGCCAAGCCCAUGGGCCUGGUGGAAGGUCCCGGGGGGCUGGGCCAGGGGGGCAUAGCCGCCACCCUGCGGGACGACAGCCACGAGAUGGAGGGCAAGUACGAGGAGUACGGCUACAACGCCCAGCUCAGCGACCGCAUCUCCCUGGACAGGAGCAUCCCGGACUACAGGCCCAAAAAGUGCAAGCAAAUUGCCUACCCCGACGACCUUCCGCAGAUCUCGGUGGUCUUCAUCUUCGUGAACGAGGCCCUGUCGGUCAUCCUGCGGUCCGUCCACAGCGUGGUCAACCACACCCCCGCUCACCUCCUGAAGGAGAUCAUCCUGGUGGACGACAACAGCGACAGCGUGGAGCUGAAGUUCAACCUGGACCAGUACGUCAACAAGCGGUACCCGGGCCUGGUGAAGAUAGUCCGGAACAGCAAGAGGGAGGGGCUGAUCCGGGCGCGGAUCCACGGGUGGAAGGCGGCGACGGCGCCGGUGGUGGGCUUCUUCGACGCGCACGUGGAGUUCAACGCUGUCUGGGCAGAGCCGAUUCUGACCAGGGUAAAAGAAGACCACACUCGGAUUAUCCUCCCGGCGAUUGACAACAUCAAGUACAACACGUUCGAGGUUCAGCAGUACGCUAACGCCGCUCACGGCUACAACUGGGGCCUCUGGUGCAUGUACAUCAUCCCGCCACAGGAGUGGCUGGACAAGGGCGACGAGACCGCUCCCAUCAGGACCCCAGCGAUGAUUGGCUGCUCAUUUGUGGUGGACAGAGAGUACUUCGGAGAGAUUGGCCUUCUGGAUCCAGGCAUGGAAGUCUACGGAGGGGAGAACAUUGAGCUCGGCAUGAGGGUGUGGCAGUGCGGAGGAAGCAUGGAGGUGCUGCCCUGCGCCCGGGUGGCGCACAUCGAGCGCACGAAAAAGCCGUACAACAACGACAUCGACUACUACGCCAAGAGGAACGCCCUGAGGGCAGCCGAAGUGUGGAUGGACGAGUACAAGUCCCACGUCUACAUGGCCUGGAACAUCCCCAUGAAUAAUCCUGGGGUGGACUUUGGCGACGUUUCUGAGAGGGUGGCCCUGAGGAAGAAGCUCCACUGUCGCAGUUUCCGGUGGUACCUGGAACACGUAUACCCCGAGAUGCGUAUCUAUAACAACACCAUCACCUACGGAGAGGUGCGAAACAGCAAGGCCAGCGGGUACUGCUUAGACCAAGGAUCUGAGGACGACGACAAAGCCAUCCUGUACCCGUGUCACGGCAUGUCCUCUCAGCUCGCCCGCUACUCAACGGAAGGCCUCCUGCAGCUAGGACCCUUGGGGUCGACCACGUUUUUGCCCGACACAAAAUGCCUCAUCGACGACGGGAGAGGACGGGUCCCCAGCUUGAAAAAAUGCGACUCCGUUUCUCGGGUCUCACAGAGGCUGUGGGACUUCACGCAGAACGGUCCGAUCAUCAGCCGGGACACGGGACGGUGCCUGGAGGUGGAGAUGUCCAAAGAGGCCAACUUCGGCCUCAGGCUGGUGGUGCAGAGGUGUUCCGGGCAGAAGUGGAUGAUCCGAAACUGGAUCAAGCACCCCAGACAUUAAGAGGCCGAGGGACGGCCUCCCCCGCUGCCGCUGGCGCCCGUGACCUUCCUUCGAAGUGCCGCUGUCACAGCCGAAUAAUGCCCCCGCCCUGGGA